AAAGGUAGAUCACAAAACGGACUAUUCUGUUUGGAAACAGCUCCUCACCACAUCGAUUCACAUCUGUUUUCUACCUGCUGGGACUGGACAAUGACAGAGGAAACAGAAGCAGGAGUUGACUGCUCUCCAACCUCUGGGUCUGAGCAACAGGCUCCGCAUUUUCUAGAAGAUGUCAUCUUCCACGGCAAGUUUAGGCUGUUGAAGGCUCUGACUCCAGAGGAGAACACCCACUGUCAGCACGGCCUCUACUUCAACGAUGGUCAACGGCGUGUCGACUAUGUCCUUACCUACCCUGUGAAGAAGCCAGGGGCAGGCCGCUCCAGCCGGCAGUCAACGUACCUGCUAACUGAAAAUGCAGUCGCCCGCAGCUUCCGCCGUGGCCCCCACAAACGCGACAGCAACGUGCAGCAUAACAGAGCGCAAAGGGUGAAAGACUCAACCUCCCUGCCGGCCUCCCCGGUGGCCGAUAUGGAGCUGGGCUGCCCGGAGGAGACCGUCAAUGGACAUGAGGAUCACAAGGUGUUCAGGAGGGAGGAGUUUGAGGGCAAACUGAGAGACAUGGGGCUGGAGCUGGAGAAGGAUGAGGAUACUAAGAUUGCAGGAGUUGGCUUUUUGAAGAUUCAUGCUCCCUGGAACAUUCUCUGUCGAGAGGCCGAGCUCAUGAAGCUAAAGAUGCCCACCAAGAAGGUGUAUGAAGUUAAAGAGUCAAGUGGUGUUAUGGAGAAGAUCAACUCCCUGGUCAGUAAAGUCUUGGAACCUCUCCACCCUCACGUUGAGGAGCACCAACCCAAGAACAUCAAACACCUGUCCCACACUUUCUCCAGGGAAAAACAACACCUGUUUGACCUCUCAGACAAAGAUUACUUCUUUGACAGCAAAACCAGAAGUUCAAUAGUCUAUGAAAUACUAAAAAGAACUAAAUGCAAGGCCAAGUACAGCAUGGGUAUCACCAGUCUCCUGGGUAGUGGUGUUUAUACUGCAGCUUACCCUCUUCAUGAUGGAGAUAUUAAUGAGAGUGCAGAGCCAAAUGACAGAAAGCUUUUGUACGAAGAGUGGGCAAACUACAGUGUCUUCUACAAAUACCAGCCUAUUGGACUUGUGCGGAAGUAUUUUGGUGAGAAGAUUGGUCUCUACUUUGCCUGGUUGGGUCUCUAUACCCAGAUGUUGAUUCCUGCCUCUCUGGUGGGCGUCAUUGUGUUUCUGUAUGGAUGUGCAACAGUGGAUGACAACAUACCAAGCAUGGAGAUCUGCCACCCAAAGAACAACAUCACCAUGUGUCCCCUGUGUGACCGAGUGUGCAGCUACUGGAAACUUAGUACCGCCUGUGCAACCGCUCGGGCCAGCCACCUGUUCGACAACCCUGCCACUGUUUUCUUUUCUAUAUUCAUGGCUCUGUGGGCUGCCAUGUUCAUGGAGAAUUGGAAGAGGAGGCAGAUGAGACUGAACUAUGAAUGGGACCUGACAGGGUUUGAAGAUGAGGAGCUGUGGUUGCCAGAACUUCACCGUAAAAAUACAGACCACCCCAGGGCCGAAUAUGAAUUCAGGGUCAUGCAGAAAUCUAUGAGCAAAGAUCAUUCACAGCAUAAGGUUGAAAAGCUCACAUGUCGAGACCGCUUCCCAGCCUACAUGACUAACGUUGUCAUGAUGCUGUUAAUGAUCGGUGUUACAUUUGCCAUUGUGUUUGGUGUGAUACUCUACCGGAUCUCCACAAAAGCAGCUCUUCAUAUGAGCGCCAAUCCGGUCACAAGGAGCCACGUACAACUAACGGUGAAAACCACUGCAGCCAUCAUUAACCUGGUGGUCAUCCUCAUAUUAGACGAGGUGUAUGGAGCUGUGGCACGAUGGCUCACUGUGUUAGAGGUUCCUAAAACAGACAAAAGUUUUGAGGAACGACUAAUCUUCAAGACCUUCAUUCUCAAGUUUGUCAACGCGUUCACCCCCAUCAUCUACAUUGCUUUCUUCAGGGGAAGACUAGUAGGCAGACCAGGCAGCUACCUCUAUGUGUUUGAAUCCUACAGAAUGGAAGAGUGUGCUCAUGGAGGCUGUCUCAUGGAGCUGUGUAUCCAGCUGAGUAUCACCAUGUUGGGAAAGCAGCUAAUUCAAAACAACCUUUUUGAAAUCGGAGUGCCCAAGCUGAAGAAGCUGAUUCGCUACAUUCGGUCAAAGCAGGGGGCUUUUCAAGAAGAAGAGAGACAGAAGAAGAUGCAGAGAUAUGAAACUGACCACUUCCUGGAACCAUUUGCUGGAUUAACACCUGAAUAUAUGGAAAUGAUCAUCCAGUUUGGUUUUGUCACACUGUUCGUGGCAUCCUUCCCCCUGGCUCCGCUCUUUGCUCUUCUCAACAACAUCAUUGAAAUACGACUCGAUGCCAAGAAAUUUGUGGCUGAGUUGCGAAGACCAGUGGCAGCAAGAGCCAAAGAUAUUGGUAUAUGGUACAACUUACUAAGAGGGGUAGCAAAUGUGGCCGUCAUCAUUAAUGCAUUUGUCAUCUCCUUCACUUCAGACUUCAUCCCUCGGAUGGUCUACCAGUACAUGUACAGCACUGAUGGCUCCAUGCAUGGAUUUGUCAACCAUACGCUGUCUUACUUUAAUGUCAGCCACUUCCAGGAAGGCAAAGAAGCCAUGGACCCAAUGCAACUUGGCUACCACGUUGACAUGUGCAGGUAUAAGGACUACAGAGAACCCCCUUGGUCAAAUACUCCAUAUGAGAUCUCAAAGGAAUUCUGGGCGGUACUGGCUGUCCGACUGGCAUUUGUCAUUGUUUUCCAGAACGUUGUGAUGGUGAUGAGCGAUGUUGUGGACUGGCUAAUCCCAGACAUCCCUAAAGAUAUCAGCCUCCAGAUCCACAAGGAGAAAAUUCUAUUGGUAGACCUCUUCAUGAAAGAAGAACAAGGCAAGACCCAUAUUCUUGAGAGUAGGCCAUCAACACGGGGUAAGGAGAACUGCAGAAGGAGCAACAACAACAACAACAACAACAACAACAACAGCAGCAGCUCAAUGGCUCACCCACAAUCAGGACUGCACACCAACAGCAGUAAAAACCUCUAAUGCUUACAAUUAACUCUCAUUUCACUGGAGUAGUUCUUUGUUACCAAGUCUUGGUUGGCAAGUCUUGCUAGCAGCAUACAAGCUCAGGCCAACCUUCACGUGUAUUUUUGUCCUUCUGAACAUUCCAACUAUUGCAAGAGCAGCUGGCUGAUAAGUGUGUGGAGAGUAAAGGUGGUUAUAAUAUAUAGGGCCAAAUAUGUUGCAGUGUUUGUUGAGAGUUGUGAACCUGUAUCUCUUUGUCAAUGUGUAGAAAAAUCUGUAAAUUCACACACUGAUUUGAGAAUGGGACAAAAUAAUCUCAGAUUUGUGUGCGCAAAUUUCUAAAUGUGCACCAGAUUUAUAUAUACGGUAUAUAUAGGAAUCUGAAAUAGUGUAAAAAAACUAAAACAUGUCCAAGCCACAGUUCAGUGCCUCCAAAUAAAAGUACAAGAUAAGGUUUUCUGUUGCUGGGUUAGGGUUAGGAAAAAGUAUUCAGGUCCUUUACUUAAGUAAAAGUAUGAAUACCACACUGUGAAAGUAGCCAACUACAAGUAAAAGUCCUGCAUUCAAAACUUAGUACAGUAAAAGUAUAAAAGUAUCAGGAUCAAAAUGUACUUAAAGCAUCAAAAGUAGAAGUACUUGUUAUGUUUUAUAUAUUCAAAAUAUAUAAUUGGAUUAGUUGUAUUGAUUUAUUUAUGCAUUUUAUUUUGUAAGGUUUGGGCUCAUUUUAACUACUUAAUUUACUGUUAUGAGGUAAUUUAAAAAAGGAAAUUAUUAUGUUUUAGUAAAAAGUACAAUAUUUGCCUCAAAAUGUAGUGGAGUAGAAGUAUAAAGUUACAUAAAAUCGAAAUACUCAAGUAUAUUUUUCUAUUAUUUGUACUUUACUUGAGUACAAUACUUGAAUAAAUGUACCUAGUUACAUUCCACCACUGCUGUUAACACGUUAAGUUACCCUUUACACUGUCUACGAGAACAUAUUUUGUUACUGUUACAAACGUCUACAUCGUCACAAACAUUACAUUACAGAGCUGUGGACACAUUCAUCUCUUUGAGCACACAUUUGGAAGAAGCAGUUUCACAACUCAAAACAUGUUGGCAGAUUAUUUUUGCUACAUAGUUAGCUCCACACAAAUGUGCAUUGCAAAUAUCAUAAAUACAUUCUGGCAGUGUGAUGUGUACAACGCAUAUGCACUUUUUCUUGAAUAGAUUGAAAAAUGUCCUGUUAUUGCAAACAUUGCAUCACAAUUUUUUAAUAUAUUUUAUUGUCAAGCUGUAAAGUGUACCUUUGUAUUAGUUAUCUCUAUUCUCAUAUGGUUGGUUUGCCUGCAGUGGUUGAAUGUAACUAAGUACAUUUAGUACUGUACUUAAGUACAAUUUUGAGUUACUUGUACUUUAAUUGAGUAUUUCCAUUUUAUGUUACUUUAUACUUCUACUUCACUACAUUUUUAGGUAAAUAUUGUACUUUUUACUCCGCUACAUUUAGCUGACAGCUUUAGUUACUUUUCAGUUUAAGAUUUAACAUAAAAACCUUGAUCAAUUUAAAGUGAUUACAAAAUUAAAACACUGCUUACAUAAUAUAUACAUAUUUUUAUAUAUACAUAUUUAGAAUAUAUAAAACAAUCUAAGUGGGUCCAUUCAACACAACAAGUACUUUUACUUUUGAUCCUUUAAGUACAUUUUGAUGCUGAUACUUUUGUACUUUUACUUCAGUAAGUUUUGAAUGCAGGACUUUUACUUGUAGUGGAGUAAUUUAACAGUGUAGUAUUAGAACUUUUAUUCAAGUUAGGAAUUUAAAUACUUUUUCCAUCAGUUUGCCUGCCACUAUAACUUAUUUUAGCUAACAUUGAAAAAGAAGACUUUACUCAGUAGAAAUGUUUAUAACUUCUUUUAAUUUUAAUUGCUAUGAAUGCUGAAUGAAUGCUAUAUGCUUAGAAUACAAUGUGCUUACAAUGAUGGUGUCCCUCCUGCUUAAUAAAAUGUUUUAAAAAAGAGGAGGAAAAUGUGAGUUUCCAUGUAUCCUCUGAAUAAACAUUGUAUUUUUUAUAGCACCUUUACUCAGGAAAGUAUUAUUACCUGCUUCAGUUAUUGUGGACCCACCACCAAUACACUGCUGUAACCUUUGAAUAAAACAAAAUCAAAAGAAUGCUUCCAAAUUGUUGCCGGUAGAAAUUAACCUAAAGUCAUCCAAUUGAAUGUACGAAAUGACUCUCUCAGCGCAUGGUAUAUUUUCUGUUUACUGAUUUACAGUCUUUUUAGAUUCAUGUAUGUCUUCAGCGAGAAAUAGUUUCAGCAUUCAUCUCUCACGUUAGUUUGUGUACAUUAAACU
Molecule: messenger RNA, 5353 nt
Organism: Centropristis striata (black sea bass)
Lineage: Eukaryota; Metazoa; Chordata; Actinopteri; Perciformes; Serranidae
Product: anoctamin-1-like
Exons: 25
Coding region: 91-3048 (985 amino acids)
Biological process (GO): chloride transmembrane transport
Cellular component (GO): plasma membrane
Molecular function (GO): chloride channel activity; protein dimerization activity
Source: RefSeq, a predicted model, not a curated record